Hibiscus syriacus is the source of this 479-nucleotide messenger RNA. RefSeq names its product keratinocyte-associated protein 2-like. Bases 102 to 467 code for a protein of 121 amino acids. The record is from RefSeq and is a predicted model, not a curated record. Lineage: Eukaryota; Viridiplantae; Streptophyta; Magnoliopsida; Malvales; Malvaceae. The transcript is spliced from 6 exons.
CAGCCCGGUUCGCAGAGUCUGAGCAUUAAAUCUGAAAUUUUGACGAAUCGGCAAAGCAAUCGGAGAGGGAUCGGGUGGCUACGGUUUAAAACGUGAAGGCUAUGGCGGGAUCUGGUAGUUCAAUGCUGUAUUCAUUUCUUCUAUUUACUGUGAUUCUUUCAAUCCAAGGGAUGUAUAGAGGGAAGUUAGCGUCAACAGAGCUUUUUACAAUACUUGGAGGAUUAAUCAGCUCCUUACUGUUUCUGGUGUCACUAACGUUCAUUGGGAAUUUCCAGGAAACAUCUGGAAUGAGAACUGGCUGGGGUGCUGUAAUAUUAGCAGAAGUGGUUUCACUGAUUGCUGCUAGCGCUGUUCACCGAGUUUCUAUCACGACAUGUUUCUUGUUUUCGAUUGGAUUACUUUAUGAGAUCAACAAGAUUUCAGGAGUAGUGCUUUCCAAAAGUGAAUCCAAAACAAAGAGGCAUUGAGUAGAAAAUAUG